AUGUCUUCAACCAUGACCGACUCCAUGUCGAUGUCACUAAUGGAGUCAUCCUCCCCAGAAAAAGUCAUCAUCAAUGAUUACAAGUUGGCCUUCAAGUUCUUUGUCAAUAAAGACUUUGGAAAGUCGUACGCCAUUGUUCUGAAGCUUCACGAUCAUGCCUACAAAAACUUUGAGCUGGGAACUUUGAGCGAGGAGUACUUCAUCAAAAUCGUUACUUUGUACUUAACCGAGGUCGGACUCUUGAUCAAUCCUCGUGACUCUUCCAAUGCAUAUGCUUUGCCACGAGCAGAAAAGAAAGUGUUGAUGGACAACCUUGAGCAAGGAGUAUACUUAGACAACUUAUACAAAACGUACGGUGACAUCGCCAAGAUCCCGCUGGAGCUCCUCUUCCAAGUCUUUUUGGUGAACUACACCUGUCAGAAUCUCGUGGGUAAAGAACAUCCACCAUUGGCCAAGCACUUUAGAAAAGUUUACUCACUCUUGGAUUUCCAGUCCAAUGUCCACGAUAAGUACUUGAAGCGGUGGGUGGACAUGUAUGUAUUCAACGUUUUGCCAGAUGCAGAGGACUUCACCACGGCGUUUCGAAUUGCGGAGGAGAAUCCGCUUGUUGACACAGCCAAAGCCAAAGUCAAAUUGGAUGAGCUUGAACAACUAAAAAAGCAAGAAAAGAAGGUGCGCGAGAAGAAGGCCAAGGAGUUGCAGUCAAUGGAGGCAAAGCGGUUGGAACAUGAAAAUGCCACCAAGCGUAAAGCUAAGGACGAAUCUGACUUAAAGUUCAAGUCUCUCAAACAGAUCAGACAAGAGAGAGAACGGGACGAAAACAAAAGGAAACAAGAUGCUAGUCCCACAAGUGCGUCUCGCAGCUUCACUUUUGACCAGAUUAAGGCACGCUUAGAGUAUUUGAUCAACGCGUCGUCAAAGAUCGUUCAGAAGAACUCACCGGUCAUUUUGAUUGCCAUAGUACUUACAUUCAUCGUCACCCGAUUCCUUCGGACCAGACGUAUAAACCUCAGGGAAAAAAUCCUGGAGACUUUGCGUAUGGCAUUCAAGGUGACAUAUCUAUAG
Messenger RNA from Sungouiella intermedia, 1065 nucleotides. The record is from the annotation of a GenBank genome assembly. Lineage: Eukaryota; Fungi; Ascomycota; Pichiomycetes; Serinales; Metschnikowiaceae.